This is a messenger RNA of Drosophila bipectinata, 1143 nucleotides long. RefSeq names its product putative gustatory receptor 93b. Lineage: Eukaryota; Metazoa; Arthropoda; Insecta; Diptera; Drosophilidae. The record is from RefSeq and is a predicted model, not a curated record. Gene Ontology annotation, biological process: chemosensory behavior; male courtship behavior; sensory perception of taste. Gene Ontology annotation, molecular function: sweet taste receptor activity. Gene Ontology annotation, cellular component: membrane; neuronal cell body; axon.
AUGACGCGAACUGCCAGGAUAACCCGGUGGUUGCUCCGCAUUUUUGCCCUCCACGCUAAAGUUUUCGGAGUAGUCAUAUAUCGAAUAGAAAGAAAGGAGUCCCAGCUGGUGGCCAGGAAUCGUAGGAACUACCGGUGGAUCUCCAUAGUGCUCAGAUUGAUCAUUAGUGGAUUUUAUGGCUAUAGUUUCAGUAGCUGGGCAGCUCGGCUUAAGGACUGGCUACUCAUCCUCUUCUUCACUCUUCGAAUGACUGGGUGUCUGAUCUCCUCGGCUGUUUUGCUAGUUCUUCAAAUAUGGUUCAACCAGGAGUUGCUCAACUUGGUCAACAGAUUUCUAGAGCUCUUUGGAAGAGUCAAGACAUUAGGACGUGCUAAGGAACAUGGUUUCGGAGGAUCUCAUGAGCUCGUCCUGAUGUCCGUAAAGCUGGUUUCUGUGCUCUAUGUGAUCUUUACAUAUGAUUGGUCUUUUUUCUCGCCCAAGCUCAUGCUGACCAUUUUCUGCGAUUUGUACACCUCCACGGGUGCCGGCAUAGUAAUGCACCUGUGCUUUGUGGGUUACCUUAGCCUGGCACUACUGUACCAGGACCUCAACAACUAUGUAGACUGCCACUUGAGAGCCCAACUGGGUUCCCUAAGGGACGAGGAUGUGGCUGAAAACGAGCAGCCCUCCAGGGAGGCCAUUUCCAAUUUGGACGAGUGCUUGGCCCUUUACGAGGACAUACACCAGGUCGACAAGAAGUUUCAGAGGUUCUUCAAUCUGCCCCUAUUCAUCAACUUGGCCCAAAGCCUCCUGGCCAUGGCCAUGGUGUCUGCCCAUGCCAUCCUGCGGCGGCAGUACAUCGUCAAUCUAUGGGGCCUGGUACUCAAGCUACUGGUUGAUGUCUUACUACUAACUCUAGCGGUUUACAGGGCCCAGAGGAACUCCCGUAUGAUAAGGAGACUCAGCCUGGAAAACUUUUUCGUUACGGAAAGCAAAAGUCACCACAUGAAGAUGGAUCUGUUUCUGGGUCGAUUGCUCCAUCAGGAGGUUCGAGUUUAUCCACUGGGCCUCUUUGAGGUCUCCAACGAGCUAACCUUGUUCUUUCUAUCGGCCAUGAUCACCUUUGUGACCUUCCUGGUCCAAACACAGUGGCAGAAAGUUUAA